Molecule: messenger RNA, 800 nt
Organism: Notechis scutatus (mainland tiger snake)
Lineage: Eukaryota; Metazoa; Chordata; Lepidosauria; Squamata; Elapidae
Source: RefSeq, a predicted model, not a curated record
CUCUGACCUUCCGUGAGCAACAGUGUGCCGUAUACAACCACCGAAUUGACAUGUUCAAAGGUUAUCCAUCGCCCAUGGACUGGGUGCCACGUUACAGCGGCGUGGCCAAGCGUGACCAAUGCAAGCUGACUUGCCAAUCCCAUGCCUUGGGCUACUAUUACGUGCUGGAGCCAAGGGUGGCUGAUGGGACGCCCUGCACGCCGGACUCUACCUCGGUCUGUGUCCAGGGACGCUGUGUCCACGCUGGCUGCGACCGCGUCAUCGGGUCCAAGAAGAAGUUUGACAAAUGCAUGGUGUGCGGUGGAGACAAUUCGAGAUGCACAAAAAUCUAUCGCUCUUUCACCAAGCCUCAGUACGGCUACAACGACGUGGUCACCAUCCCUGCCGGAGCCACCAGCAUUCUGAUCCGGCAGAUCAGCAGCUCGGCCACGUCCAGCGACGGCAUCUACCUGGCCCUCCGCCGGCAGGACGGCUCCUACGCCCUGAACGGCAACUACAUCCUGAUCCCCUCCGAACAGGAUGUUCACCUUCGGGGCGGUGUCACUUUGCGCUACACGGGGGCCACCAAACCCAUGGAGAUGAUCACCGGCCCGGGACCACUGAAAGAGCCGCUCACCGUGCAAGCUUUGGUGGUGUCCGAUCAGAAGACCCCUCGUCUUAAAUACACCUUCUUCGUCCCCAAGCCCACGAAACGCCUCUCCAACCAGUGGCUGAAACAGAAAGCCAGGAUUUUGGAGGUGCUACAGAGCCGGCGAGGACGCAAAUAGGGCCUCUGGACACGAGGAUGUGAGGCAACCGGG